Lepus europaeus (European hare) is the source of this 570-nucleotide messenger RNA. It is a transcript of the gene DUSP21, whose product is annotated as dual specificity phosphatase 21. Gene Ontology annotation, molecular function: MAP kinase tyrosine/serine/threonine phosphatase activity. NCBI's taxonomy places the organism in Eukaryota, Metazoa, Chordata, Mammalia, Lagomorpha, Leporidae. Bases 1 to 570 code for a protein of 189 amino acids. The transcript has a single exon. Gene Ontology annotation, biological process: protein dephosphorylation. The record is from RefSeq and is a predicted model, not a curated record.
AUGACGGCCUCCCGAAGUUGGUUUUCGUCUUCGCCUGCCGGGCAGCCCUUCAUCCACAACCUCUCCCAGAUAACCCGCAGCCUUUACAUCAGCAGUGGGGUGGCCGCCAAUAACAAAUUCCUUCUGUCUAGCAAUCACAUCACCACGGUCAUCAACGCUUCAGUGGAGGUGGUGAAUACGUUCUACGACAACAUCCAAUACUUGCAGGUACCUGUGACUGAUACUCCCAACUCACACAUCUAUAACUUUUUCGAUAUUAUUGCUGCUCACAUCCACAGCGAGGACAUGAAGCAGGGCCGAACGCUGCUACAUUGUGUUGCGGGAGUGAGUCGAUCAGCCACCUUCUGCCUUGCGUACCUCAUGAAAUACCACGCCAUGACCUUGCUGGAUGCCCACGCCUGGACCAAGAUGCGACGCCCCAUCAUCCGGCCCAACAACGGCUUUUGGGAACAGCUGAUCCAUUAUGAAUUCAAACUGUUCAGCAGGAACACUGUAAAAAUGAUCAGCUCGCCAGUGGGUGUGAUUCCUGACAUCUACCACAAAGAAGUCCAGUUGAUGAUGCAGAUGUGA